UCAUAAAGCCAGGAACACUCGGCCCAUGGGCUGUGCUCAGCUGCAUUUCAGAGUUGUCUCCACCGCCCGCUUCCCCUCUGCUCUGCCCGCCACCGCCACCGCCAUGCCCACCCACCGACUGGUGAUCGUCCGCCACGGCGAGAGCACCUGGAACCAGGAAAACCGCUUCUGUGGCUGGUUUGAUGCAGAGCUGAGCGAGAAGGGGAGGGAAGAGGCCAAGCGCGGGGCCCAGGCCGUCAAGGAAGCCGGCCUGGAGUUUGACAUUUGCUACACCUCCGUGCUGAAGCGCGCCAUCCGCACCCUCUGGAUCAUCCUGGAUGGCGUGGACCAGAUGUGGGUGCCCGUGGUGCGGACCUGGCGCCUCAAUGAGCGCCACUACGGGGGUCUCACGGGCCUCAACAAAGCAGAGACCGCUGCCAAGCACGGGGAGGCCCAGGUCAAGAUCUGGAGACGCUCCUUUGACAUCCCACCCCCACCCAUGGAUGAGACGCACCCCUACUACGCAGUCAUCAGCAAGGAGCGACGCUAUGCUGGCCUGAAGCCUGGGGAGCUGCCCACCUGCGAGAGCCUGAAGGACACCAUUGCCCGGGCUCUGCCCUUCUGGAAUGAGCAGAUUGCUCCCCAGAUCAAGGCAGGGAAGAGGGUGCUCAUCGCUGCCCAUGGCAACAGCUUGCGGGGCAUAGUCAAGCACCUGGAAGGCAUGUCAGACGAGGCCAUAAUGGAACUCAACUUGCCCACCGGGAUCCCCAUCGUGUAUGAACUGGACGAUCAGCUGAAGCCCACCAAGCCCAUGCAGUUCCUCGGGGAUGAGGAAACAGUGCGUAAGGCCAUGGAGGCCGUGGCUGCCCAGGGCAAGGCCAAGUAAUAGCCUGGAAGCCAUCUGUGCACAAUAAAGUCACCACCCACCUCUA
Dromiciops gliroides (monito del monte) is the source of this 911-nucleotide messenger RNA. RefSeq names its product phosphoglycerate mutase 2 (gene PGAM2). Gene Ontology annotation, molecular function: intramolecular phosphotransferase activity. Gene Ontology annotation, biological process: glycolytic process. Bases 26 to 865 code for a protein of 279 amino acids. The record is from RefSeq and is a predicted model, not a curated record. The transcript is spliced from 3 exons. Lineage: Eukaryota; Metazoa; Chordata; Mammalia; Microbiotheria; Microbiotheriidae.